UGGACGCCCGAGGACGACGCCGUGAUCCUGCGCUUCGUGCGCGAGUGCGGCACCAAGCGCUGGGCCAAGAUCGCGGCGCUGCUGCCGGGCCGCACGCCCAAGCAGUGCCGCACGCGCUGGCUCAACUUCCUGGACCCGGCCAUCGACAAGGCUCCGUGGCGCGCGGACGAGACGCAGCUCAUCCUGGCGGCCCAGGAGCGGCUCGGCAACCGCUGGGCCGAGAUCGCCAAGCUGCUGCCCGGCCGCACGGACAACGCCAUCAAGAACCACUGGUACUCGACCUACCGCCGCCGCUGCAGACAA
Phytophthora sojae is the source of this 303-nucleotide messenger RNA. RefSeq lists its product as hypothetical. The record is from RefSeq and is a predicted model, not a curated record. The transcript has a single exon. Gene Ontology annotation, molecular function: DNA-binding transcription factor activity, RNA polymerase II-specific; RNA polymerase II cis-regulatory region sequence-specific DNA binding. Lineage: Eukaryota; Oomycota; Peronosporomycetes; Peronosporales; Peronosporaceae. The annotation marks the transcript as partial. Gene Ontology annotation, biological process: regulation of DNA-templated transcription. Gene Ontology annotation, cellular component: nucleus.